Molecule: messenger RNA, 312 nt
Organism: Tinamus guttatus (white-throated tinamou)
Lineage: Eukaryota; Metazoa; Chordata; Aves; Tinamiformes; Tinamidae
Source: RefSeq, a predicted model, not a curated record
UCCGGGGCGCUGUUCCGGCGGCAGGAGCACGUGCGGAGGUCCCUGCCGGAGCUGGCGCAGCACAAGUCCGACAUGCAGAACUGGGAGGAGCAGAGCCAAGGAGCCAUCUACACGGUGGAGUACGCGUGCAGUGCCAUAAAGAACAUGACUGACAGCAGCGUGUAUUUCAAGAGCAUCGACAGCCUGCUCAAGCACGCCAUCGCCAUGAAGGAGCAGCUCAACUCCGCGCAGGGCCGCAGCUCUGUUGCCCAACAAGCCAAGAAUCCUCCAGCCACUUCCUGAUUUUGGACAAGACUGGACCCCUCUGCCUUG